AGUCAAGGGGGUCUUCAACUGCAGAAAUACAAAGGCAUUGCACCAAAAUAGCCUGUGUUAGUCUGUGCUCAUUUGUUCCCGUUACGAAAAUAAACUUUACUGCCAGAAGCGGAAUAUGCUCUUUUCACAACAUUAACGUGAAAAUCAGUUACAUUGGGACCUGAUUCAUCUUCCGAGAAAGAGAACUUUGGCGGCUUCUGAGAAGAAAGUAAAAAACCCACAAGAUUCCAUUCCACCCCUUCAAUCUUAAUUAUCAAUUUCUUUACAUGUGAAACCAAAACCGAGAAUGUUACAUUCGGAGGAACGAACCAACGAGUUAGUGGUCCCAUGUUCAUAAUAGAAGUGUUGACAACGUGGGUUUAGAUAGCUGCUGGAAAACAGAAAAAAAAAAGUACAAAAAAUUAAAAACAAAGAAUCAAUUUUGGCAUUCCCGUUGACCCUUUGGCGAUUUGGGGUAGCUGGCCCUUUAAAGGAGCCACCUUGUCAAUUCUAUUGUUGAAUUGGGCAACCUUGGUUCUUGCCCAUGUUGAAUCUCAGCAUGGGGUUCUGUGUUUUGGAGAUUCAGAUCCGAGAAAGGUUAUGAUGUCAAGGCAGCCUGGUGAAUCGGAAGAGUUUGAGUUUGAUUCGUAGUGUUGCAUUGCAGUUUAGUAUGGCGAGGGACUUGUUAGAUUUGUUCUCCAUGAACAAAUGGAGGUGUUCUUGGUCUCUUGCGGCAACAAUUGCUUCUGUUGUGGCAUUGGUUUCUGUAGUCCAUUUGUUCUUGUUCCCUUUGACACCCACUUUCAAUUAUUUUAAGAUAGCCCAGGACUCGUGCUUCCCAACUAAUGCAUCGGCAGAAUUUCCAAGCAACCAUGACCAGGAAAGGCCUGCAGUUGAUUUUAAGCAUCAGUUUCCGGCUGACUUACAUGGAGCAUUUGUUUAUCAUGGUGUACCGUGGAAGGCUGAAAUUGGCCAGUGGCUUGCUGGUUGUGAUUCUGUUAUUAAGGAUGUAAACAUCACUGAGAUAAUAGGUGGCAUUAACUGCAAAAAUGACUGCAGUGGCCAGGGGAUUUGUAAUCGACAAUUGGGACAAUGUCGAUGUUUUCAUGGUUAUUCUGGGGAUGGAUGCACUAAAAACUUGCAAUUGGAAUGCAACUUCCUAGGAUCACCAGAUCAACCAUUUGGGAGAUGGGUUGUCUCAAUUUGCCCAGCCAACUGUGACAAGACAAGAGCAAUGUGCUUCUGUGGAGAAGGCGCAAAAUAUCCAAAUCGACCAUUAGCAGAGACAUGUGGGUUUCAAUUUGAUCCACCUUCCGAACCUGAUGGUCCCAGAAUAGUGAAUUGGACAAAAAUUGACCAAGAUGUCUUCACAACCAAUCGUAGCAUACCAGGUUGGUGUAACGUGGACCCAGCUGAAGCAUAUGCUGGCAAGGCGAAAGUUAAAGAAGAAUGUGACUGCAAAUAUGAUGGUCUUGCGGGCCGAUUUUGUGAAGUUCCUGUGGAAUCUGUUUGCAUUAAUCAAUGCUCUGGGCAUGGCCACUGUCGUGGUGGAUUUUGUCAGUGCGACAAUGGCUGGUAUGGAGUAGAUUGCAGCAUGCCAUCUGUUAUUUCUUCUAUUAAAGAGUGGCCUAGUUGGCUUCGUCCUGCUCGGAUUCAUAUUGCUGACGAUACUCAUGCCAAUGAAAAAAUGAUUAAUCUCAAUGCUGUGGUUGCAAAGAAAAGGCCUCUUGUAUAUGUUUAUGAUUUGCCCCCAGAGUUCAACAGCUUGCUGCUUGAGGGACGCCAUUAUAAGUUAGAGUGUGUAAAUAGAAUUUAUGAUGACAAUAAUAUAACAGUUUGGACAGAUCAAUUGUAUGGUGCCCAGAUAGCACUUUAUGAGAGUUUGUUAGCUAGUCCUCAUCGAACACUAAAUGGUGAAGAGGCAGAUUUUUUCUUUGUUCCUGUUCUUGAUUCAUGUAUCAUAACUCGUGCUGAUGAUGCUCCUCACUUGAGUAUGCAGGAGCAUAUGGGAUUGAGGAGCUCUCUCACUUUGGAAUAUUAUAAGAAUGCAUAUACUCACAUUGUUGAGCAAUAUCCUUAUUGGAGUCACUCAUCAGGAAGGGACCACAUCUGGUCUUUUUCAUGGGAUGAAGGUGCUUGCUAUGCUCCUAAGGAGAUAUGGAACAGCAUGAUGCUAGUUCACUGGGGAAACACAAACACAAAGCAUAACCAUUCAACCACAGCCUAUUGGGCAGACAACUGGGAUAAAAUCUCUUCCGACAGAAGAGGAAUUCAUCCAUGUUUUGACCCUGACAAAGAUCUCGUGCUUCCCGCUUGGAAAGUUCCUGAUGCUUAUGUGUUGACUUCAAAACUUUGGGCUCGGUCUCAUGAGAAGCGGAAGACACUGUUCUACUUCAAUGGGAAUUUAGGACCUGCGUACCCUCAUGGAAGACCUGAAGAUACGUAUAGCAUGGGUAUCAGACAGAAGCUGGCAGAAGAGUUUGGGUCAAGCCCUAACAAGGAUGGAAAACUUGGGAAACAGCAUGCCAAAGACGUCAUUGUGACACCGGAGCGUUCUGAAGACUAUCACAUGGAUCUAGCAAGCUCUGUUUUCUGUGGAGUGUUUCCUGGGGAUGGAUGGAGUGGUCGCAUGGAGGACAGUAUAUUGCAAGGAUGCAUUCCUGUGGUCAUUCAGGAUGGGAUUUUCCUGCCAUAUGAGAAUGUGCUCAACUAUGACAGCUUUGCUGUUCGAAUACCUGAAGCGGAAAUUCCGAACUUGAUAAAGACCCUUCGGGGAUUCAAUGACACAGAAAUUGAAUUCAAGCUGGCAAAUGUUCAGAAAAUAUGGCAAAGAUUCUUGUAUCGUGAUUCUGUUUUGCUUGAAGCUGAAAGGCAGAAAACUGCUAUUGGACAUGUUGAUGAUUGGGCAGUUGAAUUCUUAAAGCUGACAGAGGAUGAUGCCUUUGCCACUUUAAUACAGAUUUUGCAUUACAAAUUACAUAAUGACCGUUGGAGGAAACAAGUUCGCCACAACAAACAGUUUGGAUUACCUCACCAGUGUCUGGUAAGCACCAGCUGAGGAGCAUGGUUAAUGUGAAGACUAUAAAAGACCCAGUUACUCUCAUAGGAGUAGGGGGAAAGGAUAACCUUUCUGCUACAUUUUAGGAGUCAAGAUGAAAAACAUUAUGUAUGAGUCAUUUGUAAAAGGUCAAGUUCCUUGUAAAUGUUACCAUCUCCAAUGCAGUAAAUCAUUCAACCAAGGUGGACAUAAAACAUUCUUUUUCCCUUCUCACAUAAAUGUGUGCAUGAAAGAUGCAUUUUACAGUUUUUUUUUUUUUUGCAGAGCUUUAUUCUCUCAGGCUUCCAGGAUGUGGAAUUGUAAAAUUAUGUCAUUCACAAGAGAUUUUAAUGGUGAAAAAACUAAGAAAAAAAAUGAUUACAUAUUUAUUUUACUUGUUCCA
Molecule: messenger RNA, 3419 nt
Organism: Glycine soja
Lineage: Eukaryota; Viridiplantae; Streptophyta; Magnoliopsida; Fabales; Fabaceae
Exons: 15
Coding region: 650-3037 (795 amino acids)
Molecular function (GO): glycosyltransferase activity
Source: RefSeq, a predicted model, not a curated record